Messenger RNA from Pseudomassariella vexata, 851 nucleotides. RefSeq names its product glutathione S-transferase. Gene Ontology annotation, cellular component: cytoplasm; nucleus. The transcript is spliced from 2 exons. The record is from RefSeq and is a predicted model, not a curated record. Gene Ontology annotation, biological process: translational elongation. NCBI's taxonomy places the organism in Eukaryota, Fungi, Ascomycota, Sordariomycetes, Amphisphaeriales, Pseudomassariaceae. The coding region runs from base 93 to 761 and encodes 222 amino acids.
AUAUGUCCUGUUUCCUGAUUAGUCUGAUCACAGCAUCUCACUUCCUCCCUCCAACCAAUCACACCUUCUCAAACCUCUAAGACGCACCCAAAAUGGCUCCCUUUGGCAAAAUCUACAGCUGGCCGGGCAACUUCCGCGUCCAACGCGCCCAAGUUGUAGCCGAGCUCAACGGUCUCGAGCUCGAUAUCCCCAGCUUCGACAUGGCCAGCAGCAAAACCCCGGAAUUCCUCUCCAAAUUCCCCAUGGGCAAAGUGCCCGCCCUCGAAUGUGCCGAUGGCUUCUGCCUGGCCGAAGGCGCAGCCAUCUGCAUGUACCUUGCGGGCCAGGGCCCCAUGGCGCCCCAACUCCUCGGCGCCGAAGCGGGACCGCAAACCACGGCCCGCAUCGCCGAGUGGACUCUGUUUGCCGAGUCGGAGCUCAUUGCCAACGUGAUCCCGCCGUUCAUCAUGGCGGUCCUCAAGAUUGUCCCAUAUGAUGAGGCCAAGUACGAGUCCUGCGUCGUGAAUUUUGAUAGGGCUUUGAAGAGGCUUGACUUGGCCAUCGAUGGGGGCAAGAAGAGGUACCUUGUGGGGGGACAGUUGACGUUGGCGGAUAUUAUGGUUGCGGGGCCGUUGUUGGCGAGUUUCAAUUUUUUGUUUGAUGCUGAGUUGAGAAAGGCGUUUCCGGGCGUGGUUACGUACUUGGAGGGGUUGAUGGAGAAGCAGGAAUUCAAGAACGCGUUUGGGGAGAUAACCAAGUGUGAGACGAGGGUUAAGGCAUAGACUACCGCUGGUGUUGUUAUCUGUUGAAACGAAGACCACUCAGUGUCUAAGAUAGACUUGAUAGACGAGACUGGAAACCAAAUAAAGGAU